This is a messenger RNA of Folsomia candida, 1505 nucleotides long. RefSeq lists its product as uncharacterized. The transcript is spliced from 3 exons. NCBI's taxonomy places the organism in Eukaryota, Metazoa, Arthropoda, Collembola, Entomobryomorpha, Isotomidae. Bases 241 to 804 code for a protein of 187 amino acids. The record is from RefSeq and is a predicted model, not a curated record.
CUGAAUUUUACUUAGUUACGUGUCUACAUAAGGUUAGCUCAUUUGAUGGUAAAUUUUGUGACCGAGAGCUUGGGACGAGUUUGGGAUUAUUGUGGGGAAAAAAUUUGUUGUUACGUGAAGUUAAGGUAAUUUUAUAAAGUAAUGAUGAUGAUUUCUGGUGGUGGUGGUGGGGAAAAUUGAUGAUUUUUUAACACAUUUCUUGAGCACGUUGUCGUCUAUCGUUUUUAAUAUAAAAAGACAAUGGGGAGAAAUUGCGCAAUUUCAAGUUGUCCAAACAGAAAAGGAAAGCCUUCUCAUAAAGUCCACGCAUUUCCCAAUGCGAAACAUGCUCUCCUCCGGACCACUUGGAUUUCCAGAACAAUUGGAACAUCAUCCCUUAAAAUUGACAACUUCGGGGUUUGCAGCCGUCAUUUCUCUUCAAAUGAUUAUGUAGCAGGUCAGGUCACCGGAAUAAAAGCUAAAGGAGGUGCCCCAGUCUUAAAGUCAAUUGCAAUACCAACUCUGAAUCUGUGGAACAGUCCAACUGGUGAGACACAACUGCCUGAUACGGAUCGUAUGCGGAUUGACAUGGGCGCACCCAUAUGUAUUGAAUUGGAUCGAAUGGAAAUGGGUGGCACAGAAAUUCAACAAACCGUGGCGAACGUCGCAAUAAAUAGCGAUGUCACCUCAAAUAAUGAACUGCAGCUUCAUAUUGAAAUUGCCAGACUAAAAUCGGAGAUUCAAGAAUGUAAAACGGCCCUUGAGUCCAAAAACAAAACCAUACGGAGUUUACGUGUCCAGAUACAGAGAAUAACAACAGAAUAACAGAAUAACAAGUGCAACUAUCCGUUCCCGUCCAUCUCAACAUUAAAAAGAUGGUUGCAAGAGGUCUCAAUUAUACCUGGGAAAAUUAUGACUCCAGUCAUGGAUGUUAUGAGAGCUAAGUUUUUGGAAAAGUCAGAAAGGGAGCGAGUUUGCGUCCUAGCCUUAGAUGAAGUGGGCAUCAAUAAGCGUUUCGUGUAUGACAAAUCCGCAGACAAAGUGUAUGGGGGACGAGACUGUGUUCCAGUUAUCACUGCAAGAGGCUUAUUUUCUUCCUGGAAGCAGAUCCUCUACUACGAUUUAGAAAACAAGACGACAGGCCAGCACAUAACAGAAGCAAUUAAAGCAUUGUUUGAUAUUGGACUGAUUGUCGCCUUCGUAUCAGACUUGGGCACGAAAAAUCAAGGACUAUGGAAGGAGUUUGGGAUAGGAAGAGUAAAAAACGGUGAAAUAGGAGCAAAUUUCCACAUCCGAGCGACCCAACUCGAAAUGUGUAUGUUUUUGCCGAUUUUCCCCAUUUAAUUAAGCUCUUGAGAAAUUUAUGAGAAGGCUUUCCUUUUCUGUUUGGACAACUUGAAAUUGCGCAAUUUCUCCCCAUUGUCUUUUUAUAUUAAAAACGAUAGACGACAACGUGCUCAAGAAAUGUGUUAAAAAAUCAUCAAUUUUCCCCACCACCACCACCAGAAAUCAUCAUCAUUACUUUA